AUGGUCACAGACAACGAACGGGUCAUGGAGGUAGAACAAGCAAAUGGAAACACUUCAUCUGGGUCUACUCAGGCUGAACAGACUAGAAACACCUUGUUGAUUCGUUCGGUUCCUACAGCAGCAACAGAAGAAGAAAUAAAGGACCAUUUCACAGAGGUGUACCCGACCUGCGAAGUUACCGCUGUCACCCUGGGCCUCGAUGUGACCAAGCUCUCGAAUCUUGAUGAGGAAAGGAUUGAAGCAGAAGAAAACCUGUUACAAAAGAUGAGGGAGCAGCUGGAAAAGGAACCACCACCCCCCCUGGGGUUGGCCUUUGUGACUUUUAAGACCAAUGCCAUGGCCACAUUAGUUCGAAAAGACAUCAACGCUCUCAAGUGUAAUAAAUCAAUCUUCUGCGGUGGAAGGAGGCCCAAGUCUUCAUCCAAAAGCGAAGGUCUGAAAGUGAAGAAGUGGAGGGCCGAAAUCGCAUCUUUGGCUAGAUCCAUCCACUGGAAGAAUCUGCCAGUGAAGGGUUUCAAAUGGAUGGGGCGAUUUCUUCUAGUCAACUUGGCGGUCUUGGCCGGGGUCACCUUACUCACAACUCCUGCCAUGAUGGUGAACCCCUUUCACUUGUUCACUGGGACAGCAUCCAUCACUGAUAUCCUGAGCCCCAUUGUCAGGCAGUUUGGCCCAAGUCUACUGCUGUGGAAUUUUUCUACAUUGCUUUCUGCCAUAGUUCACUGUUCUACACAUUUUGAAUCACACUGGAGCAGGUCCAGUGAGCAGCUGAGCACGAUGCGGAAACUCUACUUUUUCCUGAUCCUCCUGGUGCUCAUCCUCCCCUCACUAGGACUCACCAGUCUCCCAGGCUUAUUCCAAUGGCUGUUUCAACGCUUGUUCCAUGGCGUAGGGACACUGAAGUUUGAGUGUUUGUUUAUGCCUGACCAAGGAGUGUUUGCUGUCAACUAUGUGAUCAUCGCAGCUUUCAUGGGCUCUAUGAUGGAUUUGCUGCUGUUUUCUCAGUUACUGCGUUAUAUCAUACGUUUGGUAUUCCCACGCUCUGCAGCUGUAGGAAAAUAUCUCAAACAGAACCAGGCCAACAAAUUUGAAUAUGGACCCAUGUAUAGCUGGACCCUCUUCACAUUCACCGUUGUUAUGGCUAACAGCCUCAUUUGUCCCAUCAUUGCGCCUUUUGGUCUACUGUGGAUGCUGUUGAGGUAUUUUGUGAACAAAUACAACCUGUACUUUGUCUACCGUCCCGACCCCAUUGAUAUCCGAGUCCACAUGGAAGCUAUCGAUAUGUUAAUAGCGGCGCCCAUCACCUGCCUAUUGUGGCUUUACCUCACCUUCCUCCUCACAGCAGGUUUCUGGAGCGCCAUAGCUUUGUCCCCCAUGUUGUUAGCGUUGAUCACUUUCCUCGCCUGCAAUGCACACAAGUUAUUUGGCUGUUUCAAAUACAUCAGGCCAAAGAAAUUUAAGGUGUCAGAAGAGGCAGCUGAGAAAGACACCGAGGUCUACCUUCCCAGAGUGCUUACCAUGAUGCGGGAGACCAUCCGAACCGGUCCAGUGGCGGAAAGCAUGUCAACUGAUUCAGUGGUGGUCAUGAGGCAGGAGACAUGUGAAGCUGCAGACAACGGUCCAGUGGCAGAGUCCUGCACGGACCCAGUGAAGAAGGAGCACAUGGGUGGCCCCAUCUGCCCAGACGGGUUGCUUUGGCCCCACCUCCAGUCCGCCCUGAACCAGGUGCAGAAGCCAUAA
Pleuronectes platessa (European plaice) is the source of this 1737-nucleotide messenger RNA. RefSeq names its product CSC1-like protein 1. Bases 1 to 1737 code for a protein of 578 amino acids. The transcript is spliced from 17 exons. Gene Ontology annotation, cellular component: plasma membrane. The record is from RefSeq and is a predicted model, not a curated record. Gene Ontology annotation, molecular function: nucleic acid binding; calcium-activated cation channel activity. NCBI's taxonomy places the organism in Eukaryota, Metazoa, Chordata, Actinopteri, Pleuronectiformes, Pleuronectidae.